AAGAACAAAGCACAUUGUGUCCAGAAAAAGAAGAAGCAAAAGCAAACUUAGUUUACAGGUAGCUAACCGAAAAUGAGCAGCCUGGAAGAAGCACUGCUGCAGAAGCCGCCCCCGUCGGUGGUUGUGUGCCACCACGAAGCGGCGGCCUGCCACCAUGAGGGGUGCCCCGGGUGCGCCAUGGACCGGAGGAAGGAGAGCCUCCGCGGGAGGAUCCCUUACAAGGAGCUUUUCUUCGUCGCUGCCACCACUCUCGCUGGAUCUCUACCAAUCACGUGCCUCUUCCCCUUCAUGUAUUUCAUGGUUAGAGACUUCAACAUUGCUAAAAGAGAGGAAGAUAUUGGAUCCUAUGCUGGUUUUCUUGCUGCUUCAUACAUGAUUGGAAGAGCCAUUACCUCGAUAUUUUGGGGUAUUGCCGCAGAUCGUCUCGGACGAAAGCCUGUAAUUGCAUUUUCAAUGCUAUCUGUGGUCAUACUUCAGAUAUUCUUCGGGCUAAGUACAAAAUAUUGGAUGGCGAUUGCUGCAAGACUUCUUCUAGGUUCUCUAAAUGGAUUACUUGGACCAAUUAAGGCUUAUGCCAUUGAAGUUUGUCAAACUGAACACCAAGCUCUUGGCAUCUCAGUUGUGAAUACCGUGUGGGGUUUGGGUGUUGUUAUUGGUCCGGGACUUGGUGGCUACCUUGCCCAGCCUGCUGAAAAAUAUCCACAGACCUUUUCCAAGGAGUCAGUUUUCGGGAGGUUCCCAUAUCUGUUGCCUUGUCUCGUUGUGUCAAUCUUUGCUGCCAUAGUUCUAAUAAGUUGUAUAUGGCUUCCGGAGACUAUACAUAAACAUAAGAUUACUGAAAAGGAUAUCAGAAUAGUCAAAGCCUUGCCAUCGCAACAGGCUCAUUGGGAUAUGCCUCGUAAGAAGAGUUUGCUUCAGAACUGGCCAUGGAUGUCAACUAUGCUAUCAUACUGUUUGUUUGGUCUUCAUGAAACGGCAUAUAGUGAGAUACUCUCUAUAUGGGCUGUGAGUGACAGCAAGUACGGCGGCCUUAGCUUCUCAUCUGGAGAUAUUGGUCAGGUUCUUUCUGUGUCAGGUGCUAGCCUUCUUGUAUAUCAGCUUAUAAUUUAUCAUUGGGUUAAUAAAUUUCUCGGGCCACUCAAUUCAUCGCGCAUUGCUUCCUCUCUAUCUAUUCUUGUACUCGCUACGUUCCCUUUUAUGACAUAUCUGUCUGGAACAAAACUGUCUUUCGCAAUUUACGCUGCAGCCAUGACAAAAAGUGUUCUCGGAAUUACUAUCAGUUGUGGAAUGUGCCUUCUUCAGAACAAUGCAGUGCGUCAAGACCAGAGAGGCACUGCAAAUGGUAUAGCGACAACCGGCAUGUCGUUUUUCAAGGCAGUUGCUCCAGUAGGGGCAGGAAUUCUAUUCUCGUGGGCGCAAAAACGUCACGAUGCCACCUUCUUCCCAGGCGAUCAAGUGGUGUUCUUGAUGCUGAUUUUGGUGCAGCUCUGUGGACUGAUAUCUACCUUCGAGCCGUUCCUGGUCUUGCCUCCAGUAGAAGAAUGUCGGUAGAACAUAGAGGGGAGAUCACAACGUGCGACUACAGUAGUCAACAGUUGCUGGAGGCCCAAGAUCCUACUAGGAAUACCCAAGUGAAACGCACAUGUGACGAGGAUCAUUAACCAAGUCAACCCUUUAUAUGUGUUAGUAGUAGCGAAUGGUUAUCAGAGACAGGAGCGGUUACCCAUGUGGGAAAUGCUUUCUACACUUCUAUUAGAUGUAAUGCUUUCUACACUUGAUAGCGGUUCCAACACUUCAACACCCGAAACGGCACAACUACCCGAUACAAGACAGUUGAAGCGAGAGCACUUGGAAAACCCGAUACUCUGUAUUUUGUAUAAUUAUGUGGCCAGGAAGUAUACGAUAAGCUCUUGUUUUUUGAAGGGAAUGCCAUAUGGCAAACUUUGUUCAUUC
Messenger RNA from Triticum aestivum (bread wheat), 1953 nucleotides. RefSeq names its product protein ZINC INDUCED FACILITATOR-LIKE 1. The coding region runs from base 73 to 1551 and encodes 492 amino acids. The record is from RefSeq and is a predicted model, not a curated record. Gene Ontology annotation, biological process: transmembrane transport. NCBI's taxonomy places the organism in Eukaryota, Viridiplantae, Streptophyta, Magnoliopsida, Poales, Poaceae. The transcript has 17 exons. Gene Ontology annotation, molecular function: transmembrane transporter activity.